AUGUCUGUUGAAGAUUUUAUUAAAUCUCCAUCAGUGGAAUUUCUGGAGCAAUGUUCUAGAGAACAAUUAGUAAAAAUUGCUGAGCACUAUAAUGUAUGUGUUGGUGACAAACGAUUGAAAGAAAAUGUUAAAGCAAUUUUAAGGGAGAACUUAAUUGAAAUGGGGAUUUUUUCUUUGCCUUCAGGACCUGAAGAUUUGGGUUCUCAGGUUGUAAAGCCUAAAUUUUUAGACUUUGAACAGCAAAAAGAGAUGUUAAGAUUAAGAAUACAACUGGAGAAAGAAAAAGAGUUGGCUUUGGUGAAUUUACAGCAGCAAGCAGAUUUGGAUAAGGCUCUUGCUUUGGAAAAAUUAAGACAGGAAACUGAAUUGGCAAAAAUAAGAUUGGAAAGUGAGAAAUUAAAUUUGAUGAAAGAAGGCAAGUUGUCUGUGGACUCUUGUGUUGUGGACUCAAAAGGUAAAACUUUUGAUAUUUUGAGUGACUUGCGUUUGGUGCCCAAGUUUAGUGACAAGGAUGUUGAAAUUUUUUUCAGUUUGUUUGAAAGGGUUGCAGAAACAAGAGGUUGGUCUGAUUCAGACCGCAUCGUUUUGCUUCAGUGUGUUUUGGUUGGUCGUGCUCAAGAAGCUUUCUCAAUGUUAAGCUUAAUUGAUAGCCAGGAUUAUGCUAAGGUUAAAGCUGCAAUACUGAAAGCAUAUGAAUUAGUCCCUGAAGCAUACAGACAGAAGUUUAGAAACUGGAAAAAAGGUGUUAAAACUUAUGUAGAGUUCGCAAGGGAUUUGGAGAUUCAGUUUAAUCGAUGGUGCACUUCUUCUGAUGUCAAAACGCUUGGUGACCUCUGUAAUUUGAUGGUUCUUGAACAAUUUAAGAACUCUAUUUCUCCGUGCAUUGCAGUGUACAUUAAUGAACAGAAAGUGAAAACUGUGUCAGAAGCUGCAGUGUUAGCUGAUGAUUUUGUUUUAACACAUAAAGAUACUGGUGGAGAACACUCAGAUUGGAUGAGCACUCCAAAUUGGCGUUCAACACAUUCUUUUUCAGACCGCAGUAACCGUGAUCUGGACAAAAUUUGUAAUUAUUGUCACAAAAAAGGUCAUUGGAAGAAAGACUGUGGUUUGCUGAAAGCCAGAAAUAAAAAUGGAACUCAGGUUAAACCAGCAGCACUUGCUGCAUCAGUUUCUUUAACUGCUUCUAACAAAAUGGUUGAGGUGCCAUUUGCUGAAAAAUCUGACUUGAGUUCUUACAAACCAUUUCUUAUGGAAGGACAAGUUUCUUUAGUUGGCAGCGAUAUCAGAGUGCCAGUUACCAUUUUAAGAGAUACUGGUGCAUAUGAUUCAUUCAUUCUGGCAUCAGUUUUGCCUUUUUCAGAUGAGUCUGACACUGGAUUGUCUAUACCUGUGUUGGGUAUGUCUGUGUUUUGUGUUCCAGUACAUAAGCUCAUGCUCCAUUCAGAGUUGUUUGACGGUGAAGUAAUGAUGGGUGUUCGACCUGCACUGCCUGUGGUUGGUGUUACAGUUAUACUGGGGAACAAUAUAGCUGGAGGUAAAGUCUGGCCUGAUCAACCAGAGUCUCCAGUUGUUGUUUCAGUACCUCUGAUCAGCAGUGGUCCUGACGAGAAUGAAAAAUCACACCCUGAAGUUUUUCAAGCAUGUGCUAUAACACGCGCAAUGAAAGCAUCCAGUGAUGCACAUCAGGAUGAAGACUUUGAAAAAGAUAAACAGAUGUCCUCUUUUUGUUUGUCUGAUGUACCUUUGUCUAUUUCACAGAGUGAUUUGGAGCAGGAGCAAAGAUCUGACCACACAAUUCAACAUUUGUUUCAGUCUGCAUUACCUGCUAAGGAGAUGCAGAGCCAUGCGCAUGGAUACUUUGUUGAAAACAAGGUUGUCCAGGGUUCCAGUGCGGACCCUGUUUUGAAGAGGGGGGGUGUUACGGCCCAAGGCCCUUCCUCUGGGUCUUUAACAUCCUGACAAUUGGUGCUGAUUGGGAUGAGAGGCAGCUGGCCAGUGUCUCCAGCUUAAGAGGCACCAUCCUUUCCGACAAGCCCCACCCUCUCCUCUCCUACCUACCCUUCAUUCUCUCCGUCUCUUGGCCACCUUCUCCCCUUUCUCCCUUUCCUCUCCAGCCAGUUAUGUUUUGUUAAAUAAAUUUAAUUUUAAGUUUACCCAUGUGUUGCUUCCCUUUAAUUUGUUAUGGUUUCAGAGCCAGACCAUAACACAUCAUUCAGUCAAGUAGAGAUAAAUUUGUCUCCUAGCAGCUAGUUACUAGCAGUGACCAGGCGCUCUUAACCAUACUGACUAAUCUAUCCCACAGUGAGAAGGUAAAACCUGUUUACAGACACAAAGAAGGACGACUGAUGUGUAGCUGUUCUCAGAAAGGAAGGCCGAGCAAAACUCAACGGAAGGAAACUUUUUGUUAAAGCUCAUGUUAAAGAAAAGUCAUUUCAUGUGACUUUUCUCAGUCACAUGAAAUGAAAAGUUUAUUCUCUUUAACAGGACACACUAAAAGUCAAAUCAACCACUUUAUCUUUAUCUGAUGAAAGCAGGGAUUUCUUUGUAUGUACAGCUGCUCUAGUUUCUGUUCUCUUUGGCAGAUUUAUUUUAUUAACAAGUUCCAGUGAAACUUUGAGUGGGGAAAGAUAUUUGGCCUCACAUGUUAGUGAACUUCCUCUGAAAGCAGAAGCUGGAGCUUCCCAAAAAAAAAAAUCCAUGUUUUGCUGUCAGCUAAACAAAGCAGGCAGCGUUCACCACUCCUCUGAACAUCUCCUUGGAGGCACCAAAAAGUGGAAAAGAAUCUGAUUGGAUGUAAAAUUACUAAACAAGAUAAUUCAAGCUCAUUUCACUGUACUUCUCCAGAAAUCCAGUUCAAACGAACCGGACAUUCUAGGCCAACCAGUUCGAUUAACGUGGACUAAAAAGAACUGGUUUGAAUUCAUCCUUAAUCAGCAGGAAGUCAUGUUUUUGUAGUUUCUCCUUGUUCCAAACAAGCCAUGCUUCUAUUUCAAAGGUUUAUUUUGAAGUCACAAAUGGAAGGUUUGAGGAUUCAGAACAGGUUUUUAUUAAUAGUUUAGCCUUUUCCCAUCAAAGUGUAGCUACCAUCAGAGCUUUGACAGACAACAACGGCCUGCAACUGGUUUUGUUUCUGUUUAUUCUCUCAUUGUUCUCUGUUCCAUGUCAAUCUAAACUUUUCCAUUAAAACACUGAGAAUGAGUCCACCUAUGUCACCAUCUGUACAACGUUUUUGAGUUUUUUCUGCUGUGGUUUAAUUCCUAUAAAAACACUAAGAUGUUUUCAGCUUUUGUUUGAGUGUAGUUCAGUUCUCAGAACCAUUAAAAUCUUAUUUCUUUACAUACACUCUUUUUUAAAGACGCUUACAGAAGAAAUCUAAGCCAGUUCUUACUGGACAGUGCUGUGUAAAAGUAUUUAAACCUUUACAGGUUUCUGAUUUUUCUAUUUUUAUGUUGUCAGAAAUUGAUUUCUUAAUUGCCCAGGCAAAGUGAAUAAAUUCCUUAUUUUACAAGAGAUGUGAUUCUAUUUUGACAGAGGGCCAAGUUGGUUUGGAUUGGGUUUUUUUUUUUCUUAGUAAAUGAAACAAUCAUUUAAAAACUGCAUUUUAUAUCUACUUACAUUAAUAUUUGUUUGAUCUUAAACAAUUGUUUGUGACAAAAACAAAUUAAAAACAGAAGAAAUCUGUAAGGGAGCAACAACUUUCUCACUCCACUAUACAUUACAGUAUUUGCACAAGUUUCACACUGAAUUAUUUUUGUAGAUCUCAGGUCAGAUUCAGGACUCCUCUGUUUCCGUCCCAUCGCCCUGCUGUUGUCCACCAGAUGAUCCACAACCAGGGCUGAGUUAGACUGGAACUAGGGCUGAGCGAUAACUCAGACUUAGCGGUUAAUCGAAUGUAUUAGUUUUUGAGUAUUUAAUUGAACUCCUGGGGUUUCCGUAGUUCAGUCAUGUGAGCUUCUAAUGAUUUGGAACGUCAAUUCAGGUCAAAUUCACAGAACGGAUGACUGAUACUAAAGCCAGUUUUCACAAAUAUUUUUUGUCAUUUAUAAUUUUUUCUUGAGAAAAUAAGUUGGGGGGGUGGAGGUGAUUAUCAAUUAAAAUCAGGAAUUUGGUAUGAAAACAAAAAUGUUUCUUAGUCAGAUCGCCCGGCUCUAACUGGAAGGAAAAUUCUCCAUUUUUUUUUGUUUGUUUGUUUGCUUUUUUUAGGUAUGUUUGAUACAUGAAAAGUAAAAAAAAAAAAAACAUUUUUCUAUGUUUGAUAUAGCUCUGAUUUUGAAACUACUGUUCAAGAUUAAAAAUUACUUAUCUAGGUAGGAAAUGUGUCAGCGGUAUAUUUUUAGAUAACUUGUUUUACAUGAGGCAUUAAAAACUGCAGAAAUUCGACAUCGCAGACCUUCCACCUGUGUGGAGCACCUUGAAAUGGCAAAAAUUUGUUUUUUGACAAAGUUUUACGCACAUUUGCAAUGGAAACACAGCUACUGUUUAAUAAUCUGCAGCAGUACGGCGUUUGUGUUUCACCUAACCUUACUCUUAUCCUCACUCUUAUUCUGGGAGAAAUAGAUCACUGCUAUGUUGUACCAGCAUAAACACGUCUUUAUAAACAGGGCUGGAUGAUUCAAACCUGAAGUUUAUAAUCAGAAUACCAAAUCUGGAGAGUUCUGGAUUGUUCUGUUAGUUGUUGAAUCAGAUGAGAUUUCACAAAGUUUUUUUUUUUUUUUGUACCUCUAAAAUGCUUGUGUUCUGAACUUUUACCAGGAUUAUAUGUGAUAUAAAAAAGUAGUCCAUACAGUUCUUCUCCAUAUUUGGGAAAUGGAAGAAAAAACAAAGAACAAAUUUCCAGUUUUGACAUCAACCAAACACAGGACUUGGGAAUGGCUGAAGGAAUCUGCAGAAAAUAUGAGAAAAUUCAGGGGAAAUAUUUAACUUGCUGCCAACUGCAUGUUCUGUGUUAUUUAUUGUAAUAGUUUCUUUUACAUUUUAUUCUUGGAUUUUUACAUUUUUACAUAUGGUUUAUCAUCCAGCUCUGACUUAGAGUAUGAUUGUGUGAUAUUGAACUUGCACACAAACUUGUUUUAUGAGCAGUGAUGCACCAGUCAGUCACAGCCAGUGAUUGAAAAUUGCCAUUUUUCCCCCUGAUUGUCUCUAGUCAGUAGUUUAUGUUGUGUAAACAAAAAAAACAGAGAUUAUUUUUUUUAAAUUUUAAAAAACAGACAAAGAUCAAUUCCCUUCAUUUUCUUCUGGAUUCAAAGCUACUGGCUGUAACAAAUAAGUGACACAUGUACUCGUUCAUUAUUAAAAAAAAGUUUUACAUGCAUAACUAUAUGCUAAAGUGGUUACAAAGAAAACAGGAGGUGGCCCAGAUCAGGAGCUGAAAACCAGUAUAGGCCAGUAAAAACCUGACUGGUGCGUCUCUGCUCAUCUGUAGCAUCAAGUUGCCUUGAAAUCAAAAUGAAUGUCGACUGUAUUGUUACUUAAAUCUACUUUUGUUAAGUGUUUGAAAUGUCGCAACAGUUUUCUGCUUUCUGUAGGCAAAACUUUGUACUGAAUUUAAAUGUUGACACUGCCACAUUAUUAUGAGAAGGCCUUUCUAAAUGUAUUCACCUCAGCUUCCAGUGCUGUCUCAUGUCUUACAUGUAAAUUGUUUUAUUUUAAUAAAAACGACUGUCUUUUAUGUGAGCUGCUUUGCCACGAUCACCUGUAUAAGCUUAAGCGGGUAGUGAAAGCCAGAAAGUAGAAAAUUGUAUUUUCAUUGUUAAAUUUAAUAAAGCAUAUCUGGUGGUGAGAGUUAAGUUUGGUUUUGGUUUCGAAAGUCUUUUUUAAAAUUAUUUUGUCCUGAUCAGACUGGUCAAUCCAGGAUAGCUUAAACUUUUUUAAACAUCAAAAGGCUUGUGAUCACAAGUCAGGAAAACAUCAGACCUGAAAUUCAAAUGUCAAUCAAAUACUCUCGUUACACUACGCAGACACUCUAUCUGCACCAAUGAAAGUUUGCAUGCCACAUCUUUGAAGUGACUCUAACAGAAGUGUAGGCCAACCUAUUUUCUGAAUGAUUAAUUUUAUAACCUCUUUACCUCUGAGGAACUUUAGGACUGAACUUCCACAACAGUUAAUCUGGAGCAUUAAAAUUAAACUGGUUCUUUAAUGUUUCCUGCAGAAAGCAAAUACAGAAGUUGGCUCAAUACAUAAUGAAAUAUUUAGGUCAUUAAGAAGCUUUUUCUUCAGAACCUUCAUUUCUGCUGGCCAGUCAGUUUGUCAGCAGGUAACAUCUCCCAGCCCAACAGGGGAGACUGAAGCCUUGUUCUGUCAUUGGAUGACAUUGGGGCAGACUUGUUCCUUUUAUAAAAGAAAAAGUUGGAAUCCUCAGCAAUAAGAUGAUUCUGCCGUCAACAAAUCUGUGACAAAUUAGAAAGAGAAUCACCAACGCAGACUUCUCGGCUCUCUCAGUUUUGAGGCGUCUCUUCAUUAAUAGAAGAGAAUGGAAUUAAUAGCAGGUGUUCUAGCUGUAAACUUUAGGUAUCGUCAGUGUUAAUACUGUGAAACUGAAUUACGAUCACUACAAAAUGAGAGGAACAUUCAAUAUUAAAUAAUGAAACCCUGAGAGAUGUGUUCCAAAGAAGCAUAGACCACAGAUGAAACUUUAAAAUAUUUACUUUAACUGGAUGAUUUACUCCUUCUCUGCAUUUGUCAUUGGUUCAAAAUCAAUUACAGUCAAAGUUACCAUAAAAUAACCACCGUGAACAGAUUAUUUCAGUCAUAUUCAAAUGCCUGGCACUCUCCCUCCACAAAGUCCCAGUAACAGUAAAAUGACUAGCAGGGGAUUUUUCUGGGCCAAAUAUCUAAUAUGUUUUGUUGUUGUUUUUUUUUAACCAAGUUAAAUGUGAUUGGCUGUUAAUGACACCAAUGUGUAAAUUGUGAGUUUGUUGCAAUUUUUUUUUUGUAAAACUGGUCAAAAACAUUGGGUUUAAGUGAUGCUAACUCCCACCUGCAGGUGGCAGUAUUUCUUACUUCUACUACACUGCUGCCACAGCCUUACUGAAGUCAUACCGUGAUCAAUGUGGGGAAUUCAACAAUCAAGCUAUUUAUGUUAUCCAAAGAAAAACCUUUUUUUUUUCUUCUAUAUUUAGAUUUUGGAAGAAAUUUGCAAAUAUUUCUUCAAUAGAACCACAAAAUUAAUAACUGACCGGAAAAAAAUUAAAUAAAAUCCUGGAGGGACUGUCUACAGAAAGUUACCAGCAGUGUUAAGGGGUGUUGCAUGAAAGUGGUUCUCUGUCAGGAACUGGUUCUAACAGCAGCAACAGAUCAACACCGAUAGCAACACCGAUAGCAACACUGAUCUCACACUUACUCUGAAAUGUUUUAAGAUUUUUAACUUCCUGCACUUGUGAACAGACAGGGUGUCAUCCUACACACUAGACCUUUCAGUUCUUUAAUUGUUUUUCAAAAGAAAUUAUACAAAAAUAACACUUUUCUUAAAGUUAAAGUUGAGAUCCAGCAGCUGAAGUAAGAAAGAACAAAAAUAUCCAUAUUCUUUGGGCCUGCACGGCCCACAAUGCAACUCAAUGACAGAUGACUGUACUUGUUAAACACUUACUCAUUUCUUUUUUAAUGUGCAGUAAAAUCCAACCUAUAGACCCAGAAAAAGCCACAAAGUGUGUCAAAGUUUCCUCUUUUGGGUGCAGGAGACACUAAAGCCCAUUAAGAAGCUGUUUUCCUAUAGUAAGCUCCAAAUUAUUCCUCCAGAAAUUCCAAGGCGUUUUUGCUGAAACAAGGCGCUGCAGUGCAGAGGGCUGUAGGUGGAUUUAACCCUUCGUCUGCCGAUGCUGCCUCUAACAAGGGCGGCUCUGACCGGGGGAGCGCUGGGCCGGACCCCGCCGUGACCACAGCUAUGCGCUUGUUUGUUCAGCCCCAGAGUCCCAGAGCUAAAUACGGGCAGGGAAAGAUGCUGGGUAGAGAGUUUCACUGAACUGAAGAAGACUACCAGAUGCCCAAAACACUUUCUUAAUCUGAUCUCUAACAUUUGGUAAAAAAAAAAAAAAAGAGAAAAAGAGAAAAUAAAAAACCCUCUUGUUCUUUCAUUUAAAUUAUUUUCACACCUCGCUUCACACGACAAUAAAUACUCUGUGCUGACAUACGUACAUAAAUUAAGGCUUUCCGUAACGGCUCGGAAACAA
Molecule: messenger RNA, 8165 nt
Organism: Gambusia affinis (western mosquitofish)
Lineage: Eukaryota; Metazoa; Chordata; Actinopteri; Cyprinodontiformes; Poeciliidae
Exons: 2
Coding region: 1-1959 (652 amino acids)
Molecular function (GO): zinc ion binding; nucleic acid binding
Source: RefSeq, a predicted model, not a curated record